GAUACAAUCACCCAGGAGACUGGAGUGAGAGCGCUGUCUGCUGCUGAACUGGACACACUCACACUGCUUGUGGACCAUGGAGGAGAGAACAGGACCAAACCAGGACCCAGGAAAUAUGGCUGUCAGCUCACACUGGAUCCAAACACAGUGCACAGAAACCUGUGUCUGUCUGAGGGGAACAGGAGGGUGACACACACACCGGGGACAGAGGAGCAGCCAUAUCCUGAUCAUCCAGAGAGAUUUGAGUCUGAGCCCCAGGUUGUGUGCAGAGAGAGUUUGAGUGAGCGCUCUUACUGGGAGGCUGAGUGGAGUGCUUCUGAGCGGGGACGGGUUUAUAUAGCAGUGACAGAUAAAGGAAUCAGCAGGAAAGGACGGGAUUCUGACUGUGGGUUUGGAUGGAAUAAAAACUCCUGGAGUCUGCAGUGCAUUAGAGACAGUUACUUAGUCUAUCACAAUGAGGGUUUCAUGGGCACACAUGUCCGCCCCUCCCCUUACCGCACACCAGCAGUGAUUGAUGGUGGUGAAGGAGUGUGUGUGUACAGGGUAGGAGUGUAUGUGGACCGUCCGGCCAGCACUCUGUCCUUCUACAGCAUCUCUGACUCUGACACACUGACCCUCCUGCACAGAAUCCACACACACUUCACUCAACACACACCCCUCUGUGCUGGAUUUAAAGUGUGGAACUCCUCAGUGUCCCUCUGCCAACUGGAGUAGAGACACACGCACUUACUCUUACUCUUACACUUACACACGCGCACAUACUCAUACACACACUGUCACACACAUAUGCACACAUGGACACAUAUACACAUACGCACGCACACACACACACACACACACACACACACACACACACACACACACACACACACUUACACUGGAAACAUACUUGAAUAAUCUCACACUACAUGCAUGUGAAGUGGCUGUGUCCCGGGCGAUAUUGUUCACAUGCUCGCCUGCUUCCUUUCUGUCUGACUGGAGGUUUUAAAGGUAUAUCCACUAGGGGGCAGAUCAUGGCUUCCCUUCAAAUGAUAACACCAUCCUUCCAGGCUUCCUGCCGUUAGUCAGGUCACUAGGCGUAAAAUGAAUACUGCCCCCGUGGUUUACGCGGGUAUUGCACCUUGCAGACGCGUAGCGUUCAUUUUUGAGGACGUGCACAAAGGACGCUCUGAAUGACCACAGGAUACGCAUGACAGCCAUUUUGUGUACGCGGCCACGUCAUUUAAAUCAAGUGUGUUUCCAGCCUUACUCUCACGCACACACUCUCAUACACACACGCACGCCCAUACACCCUCAUGCACGCACUCUCAUACACACACGCACACCCAUACACCCUCAUGCACGCACACACACACAUACGCAACCACACAUGCACACACACACACUCUCUCACAUGUGGUCACACACAUGCAUAUGCACACACACACACUUAUUCUCACACACACGCACGUAUCUCACACACAUGCAUAUGCACACACGCAAACACACGCACACAAUACACCCACACCCUCACAUGCGUACUCACACACACGCAAUCAUAUGCACCCACAUACACACACACAUACACUCUCUUCCCCACCUGCACACACAUACUUACACGCUCACACACACACACACACACAAACACAUCCGCUCACACAUACGCAGUCACACACAUGCACGCACGCUUGCAUAUGCACCCACAAACACAUCGACGUUCGCACACAAACACACACACGCACACACUCACAUACAUUCACACACUGUACACUCUCAUACCCACCUAAACACACACACACAGUCACACACAUAUUCACACACACACAUCAACGUUCGCACACAGGCACACACAUUCACAUGCAUAUGCAACCACACACUCGUACAUAUGACACCCACGACUGGCUUCAUAGACACUUGUGGUAUAAAUAAUAUUAAAAUUAUAUUAUUUAUAAAUAAAUAAUAUUUAUAAAUGGUUAUAGUCCUAUUGGUACAUAUGAUGAUCUUUUUAAUGUAUACAUAUUUAACACUGCUUCAGGCCUAUUGAAAUUGAAAGCUAUUUCACGUGUAAUGUCAUGUAAUCAUUUUAUCUGUAGUUAACUGAGUCCUCCAAGCACUCUGCUGGAGUUAAUAGGAAUUUUGUAAUGGCCUCAAGGGGGAGCUGUUGCAGUGGAGUGGGCGGUGUUAUGUGGGACUUCCACUGUUUCGCUUCAUUCCUGGUGAAGAGCUCAGAAGACUGAAAGUCUCGUUCUUUCUUUCCAUAUAAUACCAGGAAUUAAAACAUAUUCUGAUUGCCACCUCAAAUCCUGAGGUGUGUAACACACGCACACACAAUCAAUCACGCAUGCAUACGCACCCACACACACCAAAAACACUUAAACUCACGCACUCUCUCAAACCCACUCUCUUACAGUUUAUCUUGUAUACGCUGUGUAUUUCUUUCUUACUCUCUGUCAUGUGCGCGCACACACACAUAUUUAGACGCAUUUGCAUGUACACCCAGCCUUCAUUAACCAAUACCUAACCACACCCAAAAACUGACCAAGCCUUUAUACAACCGUAAUUUCAGAUGUACCCAAUAUUACCCUCAGUACUGCUUAAACCCUGUAUAUGAGAAUAUGAUCUCUUAGCAGGUUCAGAUUAAUCUCUUAGCUUGACGGGUAUCUAUUAUUUAUGUUUUGUUACGUGUCUAUAACUUACUAAGAUCAUAUGUGGCAAAAUACUAGCAAAAGAUGGCAGGGUCAAAUGCUACUGAAGUCGUAAUUCUGACUUUUGUAUCUUUAUGUAAAAGAAGGCAGUGGCCUCUAGUUAACAGUGCAUUUUAUCUGUUAUCAAUGUGUAAAAUUCUGUGGGCAAAUGCAGCUGAUCGGGAAAAUGCAGAAUGAUCACUGCAGUGUACAUAUUUCUUUUCAUUGCCGUAAACAAUAAUUAAUUUGAGUUUCCUUUUUUAUUGUCAUCUUUAUUUAGUUUGAACCUGUUGCUCAGAUUUCCUGCAUUUACAAUGAUUUUCAGUGAUUAAACCUGAGUUAUAAAAAUA
Molecule: messenger RNA, 3013 nt
Organism: Anguilla rostrata (American eel)
Lineage: Eukaryota; Metazoa; Chordata; Actinopteri; Anguilliformes; Anguillidae
Product: tripartite motif-containing protein 16-like
Exons: 3
Molecular function (GO): protein binding
Source: RefSeq, a predicted model, not a curated record